Molecule: messenger RNA, 1161 nt
Organism: Plectropomus leopardus (leopard coralgrouper)
Lineage: Eukaryota; Metazoa; Chordata; Actinopteri; Perciformes; Serranidae
Gene: smpx
Product: small muscle protein X-linked
Cellular component (GO): M band; muscle tendon junction; costamere
Source: RefSeq, a predicted model, not a curated record
AGAGAGAGAGGAAAGAGAAGGAAAAAAGAGAUGGAGAGCAGAGAGGAAACAAGUGUUUGAGAAGAGAUGAACAGAAAGUCUUACUGAACAAGAGAGAGAAGUUUGAACACAAAAUAUUAGACGAUAUAGUGUUGUGCCAUAAACAGGUCAGUGGACUUACCAGGGGGAUUAUGUCCAAACCUUCGUCCAACGUUAAGGCCCUUCAGGCUAAUUUGAACAUCCCGAUGGGAGCUCUGCGUCCAGGGGCGGGACAUCCUGUCAAGAGGAGAGAGGAGACAGUAGAUACAGAAGAAGCUCAUUCACCAGACCAGACCAGUGCUGCCGCCCAGACGCCAGAGGAGAAGAAGGCGCUGCCGGGCGCCGUGAAACUGCCCGGUCCUGCCGUUAACCUAUCAGAGCUGCAGAACGUCAAGAACGAACUACGAUGGGUCACCAAGGAUUAACAUGAUCCGCAGCCAGGCGGAGAGGAAGGCAGAUAAUCUUCAUAGACACAGACUUGCCCACUGCCACCGAAAACUGAGCAAACCGCAAAGUAAUCCCAACAUGCUUCGGAAAGGAAACAAUAACAGCUUUCUGUGAAGCCGACUUCUGCAGUAAAUGUUCAGCGUUUAACCAAAACCACCAAGAAAGAGGCAACAAUAGGUUAAAGCACUGCAAAUAUCUAUAUUUAUCUUUCCAUGUCCGAUUAUUUUGUCACUUAAUCCAAAGUGAAAUCAUAAUUGUCCAAAAAGUGAAGUAUUGUCGAGAUAAAAGAUUCUGGCUCAUUUCUGCUGCAGAUAAAACUUUUCUUGGUGUGAUUUGUAUUGCAGUAACGUCGUAUUACUUGCUUUUUUUGGACUACUUUUUAAGUCCUCUGUGGUGGGUAAAUAAAGACAUUUGUUGUCAUACAUUUAAGGAAUCCACUUGACAAAAAACACAAAACUGUGAUUCCCCUUCUGACUCCGUGAUGAUAUAUACACCACUGAUUUAUACUGAAACUUUCUAUUAAAUUAUUCAUUUCUAAAUGUUGUAACAAUAUGCAAUGAUGCGAUGGGACUGAAGUUCAACAGUACUACUUUUUUUGGGAGGGGGAUUAUGAUGUUUUUCUUGUUUUAUUGUAAUGAUUCCCAGAUUCUUUUAUCUUCAGGAAAAUGUUGCAAUAAAUCAAGAUGGUUCUAAAAA